AUGUUAAAUAUUGAUCAAUUAAUACAUCAAUGGAAUGAUUUUAUUGAUCGUUUAAAACAAUUAAUUUAUUUAUUAUCUCAAUAUGAAAAAAUUCAUUUUAAUUAUAUUCAUUCAUCAUUAUCAAAUACAAAACCAAAUGUGAAUAAAAAUGAAGAAAAAUUUAUUAGAAAAGACAAUAUUCAAGAUGAAUUAUUAACAAUUGAAAAAAUAAAAUAUAUACAAAUAGAUAAAAAUAUUCAAAAUAUUCAAUUUAAUCUUAAAACAAAUGAAAACAUUAUUGACAAAGCAAAUAAACGACUGGAUGUCGUUCGUCAGGAAAUGAAUGAUAUACAAUCAUUUAUAGAUUCAAUAAAUGAGUGGAAAAAACGAACAAUACAAAAUCUAUAA
This is a messenger RNA of Rotaria sordida, 387 nucleotides long. Lineage: Eukaryota; Metazoa; Rotifera; Eurotatoria; Philodinida; Philodinidae. The record is from the annotation of a GenBank genome assembly.